AUGGAAAGAAAUUAUUUUUUGAGCGAAAUGAUAAUUUUAUAGGAUUUAAAAAAAUAAAUGAUUAUUUUAUUAAAUAAUUUUUUGAGUAAAAUAUUGAGCCAAUUUUAUUACUCAUACAAGCUUGUAUUGGAAUUCCUCUUUAUAACUAUAUUAAAUUGGGAACUCAGCAUCUAAACUCCUGCAUGCCAAAUUAAUUUUAUGAUAUUUAUCCUUUAUUUUUUAAAUUUUCAUAUUAUACACACAAUUUUAUAUUGGAAUUUUCCAUUAAUCUACCUAUAACGGUAUAUGAAAACUUACAGCAUUAUGGAGAAAUUAAAGUCGGAGGCCAAACAAUAAAAGUUAUGUUUGACACAGGAUCAAACCACCUCUGGGUUGCCUCAAAAUAUUGCACAUCAAGAGGAUGUAAAAAGCAUAAAACAUAUGAUCCUGAUAAAUCUGACACAAUAAAAGAGCUAAAUAUGAGCUUCGAGGUUGAGUAUGGAAGCGGGAUAAUCCAAGGAGAUUUGAUAAAAGAAAAUAUUGAAAUCGGAGACCUGAUGAUAGAAAAUCUUAAUAUUGGCCUUGUAAACUCAGAAAUAGGGAACAUUUUUGAAUUUUUGCCGUUUGCUGGAAUUGUAGGGCUGGGUAUUCCUCAGGAUUCGGAAUGACCGAAUAUUUUGAAAACAAUUAAAGAUAAAGGGAUUCUUUCGGAAAAUAUUUUGUCGAUUUCUCUUGGAAAAGAUGAUGGGGAUAAUGGAGAACUUCUAAUUGGGUCAAUAAAUAAUAAAAAAUUCCUAGGAAAUAUCACUUAUUACCCAGUGACGAGUAAAGAGUACUGGCAAAUUUCUUUGCAGGAUAUAAAAAUCAAUGGCAUGCCAAUAGGGGUUUGCCAAAGUUUAAUUACACAAAGGGGGAAUUGUCCAGCUGUGCUGGACACUGGGACUUCUGUUAUUGCAGCUCCUUCUGAGUUAAUAGAAGAUUUAUCAAUUUUAUUACAUAUAAAGCAUGACUGCUCUAAUAUAGAUUUACUGCCAAAAAUUUCGUUUCAGAUUGGUAAUGAGCUAUACACAUUUGAAAAAUAUGAUUAUGUCACUUUUAGCCAUCAUAGAUGCUCACUAGCAUUAAUGCCAUUGGAUGUCCCAGCUCCUAAAGGUCCUUUGAUAGUUCUUGGAGACACCUUUUUACGAAAAGUUUACACAGUUUUUGACUUCAAAAAAUUGCGAAUUGGCCUAGCAUUAGCAAAUUAA
This is a messenger RNA of Blepharisma stoltei, 1226 nucleotides long. Lineage: Eukaryota; Ciliophora; Heterotrichea; Heterotrichida; Blepharismidae. The record is from the annotation of a GenBank genome assembly.